UUUGGUUUAUGCGGUCGGUAAAAAUGAGAAUGUAGGUUUGUUUUGUGAGUGUCUGGGCAUCAGUAUAUGACGUGCAUAGAUACAUAUGUGUGAAGCUGCAAUGUGAUAUUUAAUAAUAGGCAAAUAAAACUUUAAAGAACUAUUUUUCAAGAUAGGGCACAUUUUUAAGCAGCCAGAAAUGAUUACUAGAAAAUUCAGAUAAAAAUGAUAAGGCAAAUUUAUUGGACGGCUACAAAAAGUCGGGCAACUUUGCUCGUGAUAAGUAUUUGUGUGCUGAUUGUACGUAUCACGUCUGGAAAGAAUCUGAAUGCAAGUCAAGCUUUUGACGACACAUGGAACACGGCAUCCGAUUUAGAAAAUGAACUAGAACAACAAAAACGAGCUAACGGCAACAGCGCGCAUGUAUUGAGUUCAGGGUUAACGACCAGUGGAGGAUAUGGCCAAUGGUCAUCCUGGUCAGAUUGGUCGACAUGCUCUCGCACCUGUGAUGGUGGUAUUAUGCAGCAAAUACGUCGGUGCAGCACCACAGGUAACUGUCGCGGCGAGAGUGCUCGAUAUCGCAUCUGUAAUAUGCAACCAUGUCCGGAGCAGCAGGACUUCCGGGCAAAUCAGUGUGCCGCUUACAACGAUGUACCCUAUGACGGAACCCUCUACAAAUGGACCCCACACUAUGAUUAUGUUGAGCCCUGCGCCCUUACGUGCAGAGGUCAUCCCGCUCAUCUCACAGAAGACAUCUCACCAGAGUCAGCUAGCGCCAAUGGAGAGGAAUCACUGCAUUACGACGAGCAGAGUGUCAUUGUGCAAUUAUCGGCACGUGUUCAGGAUGGAACACGAUGUCGCUCCGGAAGCUUGGAUAUGUGCAUACAAGGCAAAUGUCAGCGUGUCGGCUGUGAUUUAAAAAUAGGUUCCACUAAAAAAAUUGAUGGUUGUGGCGUGUGUGGGGGUGAUGGCAACUCCUGUUCGCAACCGCUAUAUUACUGGGAAUUGGCACCGAUGACACAAUGUUCUGUCACCUGCGGCGGCGGUUACAAAAUGUCUCGCCCUAUAUGCAGGAACCGUCUCACUGGCGCUGAUGUCGAUGAGACGCUCUGCAGCGUUGCUAAUCGCCUCGAGCCAUCAGUGGUGCCAUGUAAUACACACAGCUGUCCGCCGCGUUGGAUAACUGACGAUUGGAGUGCCUGCAGUCGUCUUUGUGGACACGGUUACCGAGAACGGAUGGUUGUCUGCGCUGAGGCGACCAACGGCAUCAAGACGAGGGUUGCAGAUAUUAUGUGUCGAACUCUGAAGCCACCAACACAAGAGACGUGCAUUAUAGAGGAGUGUCCGCAUUGGGAGGUGGAGGACUGGACUGGAUGUUCCGUUUCAUGCGGACAAGGUAUUCAGAUGCGUGGUGUGGAAUGUAAAUCCACAGAUGGCAGCCUAAGUGCCAAAUGCGACCCCUUGACCAAGCCAGGCGGCAUGCAGCAGUGCUCAAUUGGUAUACGUUGCGCUAGAGGAAGUAGUGGUAACGACAAUGGAGCAGGCGGACUUAAUAAUGGCGGUGGUACCAUCAUUGUUGGCAGCAGCCGAUCUUUGAACGAGCAUUCGGACCGUCAUAAUGAUGGAUCUGAUCUCUAUGACGAUGAUGAUAAAGAUGAAGAUGACGAUGAUGACGUUGAAGACACUGAUUCUGGACAAGCCACCGACACUGAUGAUGACGAGGGCUUAUCCUAUUCCGAUCAGUCAAUACAUUAUGCACAUCUCACCCAAAAUAGAAUGCAUCAUGAGAUCGCAGAGGAGCCGCUCACCAUGCGACUAAUGAGCUCUACCAAUAACUAUAACAAUGCUAAAGUCGCGGCGAAUGAAGAAACAGAUGUUCCAUCAUUAGACCCAACUUUUAUCAAGGACACGGAAUGGUCACCUUGUAGCGUAACGUGUGGCGAGGGAAUUCGUCGACGUACAUUUAAAUGUAAAAUCUAUCUAGAAUACUCCCGUACAGUGGCCACGGUAAAUAACACCUUGUGCGAAGGGUCCAAACCCCACGAUGAAGUCGAACGUUGCGUAGAGGAUCCAUGCAUGCUGCCCUCACAUGGGUAUGACGAUCAGUUUCCUCGUGACUCAAUAAAGGUCGGAGUAUCAGAACCGGGGAAGACUUAUGUGUGGCGUGAGCAAGGCUAUACUUCAUGCAGUGCCUCUUGUUUGGGCGGUGUAGAGGAGUUGAUUAUUAACUGUGUGCGUGAGGACAACGGGCGGGUAGUUUCGCCAUUCCUUUGCUCGCCAGAAACAAAACCGGAAGCACGUGUUCGUACAUGUAAUGAUCGUCCAUGUCCCCCACGCUGGAAUUAUUCAGAUUAUACGCCGUGCUCCAAAAGUUGUGGCAUUGGUAUUAAGACACGCGAAGUGCAAUGCAUUCAUGAGGUAACCAGAGGCGGUGAGAACACUAUGGUCGUGCCGAACAGCAUGUGCCCACAGCCGCCACCAGCAGAUCGUCAGUAUUGUAAUGUUCUUGAUUGUCCAGUGCGCUGGGAGGUAGGUGAGUGGUCGAAGUGCUCGCACACAUGCGGCUAUGGCAUCAAAGAACGUAAAGUAGAAUGCAAACAAAUUAUGGCACAGGAGCAUAAAAUUGAACGAGCUGAAUCCAUGUGUCCUAGUGUCAAGCCGCCGGAUAAAAAGCCGUGCAAUGUCAAGACAUGUCCCCCUGAAGAUCCUAAGCCUGUUAUACAAAUUAGCAAUUCGACACACAUUCAGCACGAUCCGAAAAAGACAAAGAUUACUUUAAAAGUAGGUGGUGCUGGUGUCGUAUUCUUCGGCACCCAAGUGAAGAUCAAAUGCCCAGUUAAACGCUACAAUCGCACCAAAAUCAAAUGGAGUAAGGAUCAUAAGCCACUAACACGAUCCCGUAAAUUUAAAGUAUCCAAAAAGGGAGCGUUACGGAUACUGGACAUCACAUUUCGCGAUGCAGGUGUAUAUUCCUGUCACGCUGGUCUCAGUUCGGCUGAAAUUCAAAUUGAAGUUAAGGCAAAGCCCGGCCAACAAACUGAAGAACUUGAACGGUAUGAAGCAGAUCGACUAGUCCGUGAACAAAGCGGAACGGAAGCCCUAACUUCAGCAGACAUGACAUCCGCUCCUAAUGGCGGUACAGAACAAGAAACACCAGGUGGCACUUAUGGUAGCUCUAAUGGAUCUAAUCAGCAGUCCACUCGCCGCAAACAGCAGAAUCCGUUGGAUAGAUUGCAGAAUGGACGUGAACGAAAUCGACGUCCCAAAAAUAAUGGAUUUCAACAUGCGGACAGCAGCAUUAUGGAAGAUGAGCAUUCGCAACUAGUUCAAACUCAGGACAGAAUCCCAGAGCCGGCGAGUGCUAGCAGCGGCAGCAGUCGCUCCAGAACUUUACUGGCCAUGCCUUAUUUUCAUGCGUUACUAAGUAAUCUCCAGCUAUUGUGGCCGCUGCAGCCCUUUAGAAAGUCGCGCGGCCAGCAAAUAUGGCAUGACGUACCUUUUGAUUUGGAACCACAACGUUUGGAACAGGAUGAAGCAUUAAUCGAAAUGACUAAAGAUUUGCAGACGGAGUCUAGUCGUAUCAUGCCCGUAAGCAAGUCGCCAAUAACAAUAGCAGAGGCUUUUACCAAUUUGAGACAUGCAAAGAACGAUCGAUAUAUAUACAAAUGGCAGCUGGGGGAGUGGUCCAAGUGCUCACAGCAGUGUGGUGCCGCAGGCGGCGGAUUGCAGCGCCGCUCGCUGAGCUGCCAGCGUACGGAAACAAAGGCAUUGACAUGGAGGACAACUGGAAAGACACCAACGACAUCGAUGUCAAAUGGCAACAGUGUAGAUGUCGUUGAAAAUGCACAGUGCACAGCCCAAGGGCUGGAUUUGCCCAACACGUUCCAGAGCUGUGGCGACGAGCCCUGUCCUUACUGGGCCAAAGGAGAUUGGACGCUCUGCCAGCAUUCGCCUUGCCAUGAACGCAAUAUUGCCGUACAGCGGCGUGAAAUAAGCUGUCUGUAUGAAAACGGCAGUUUGGGUACUCCCUGCCAUGAGUAUCAGAAACCACCAGCGCGUCAAGAAUGCUACAAUGAGCGCUGCAAGGGUGUUUGGCAUGUAGAGCCAUGGUCUGAGUGCAAUGCGCCUUGUGGUCGUCAGGGAAUAAAAUUUCGCAUUCUGCAGUGCGUCUGGUAUGGCACUCAUAGACCCGCGGGUAACGUCUGCAAACAUCACCCUCGGCCAGUGGUAAUGAAAGUGUGCAAAAGUCGGUCUUGUCGAGCCAAAAGUUGUCUGGAUACCUCACGAUAUUGCCACAAUGCUUUAGCCAUGGGUCUGUGUAGACUGCAUCGUUAUAAGGAAAAAUGCUGUGGUUCCUGUCAGUUCAAUCAGCAGAAGCAUCUAUAGAUCCUCAGCCAGACCAAACUAAAAACGACAAAACAUUUACUAAGCAACUACGUAAACAACAUGGCACUAAUCUGAAUUUAGAUUUAAUAAAUUGAUUACAUAAGUUCUCAAAUACAUUUGCAAAGAAUGUAACUUAGUUAAAUUUAUAAAAUAUAAGACACGUUUAAUUGAAACUAACGAUAUUGUUGAGGAUAGUGUUGACAAAACAUCGAUACUAUAUGCUAUCGAUAACUCGGAAUCUAUGUAGUAAUGACUAUCUAUAAUUUCGAUAGCGUUAGCGGUCGAAUAUAUUUUUCUGCAUUUUUCUAUGUUUAGACUGCCUGCAUUGCUCAAAACUUCUGAAGUGUAGAACAAAGUGAACAAAAGCGUAUAAGAGAGCGACAAUUUUUGAAGCACGUUAUCAAUUAUGGAAAUGAUUGACGAUCACUAGCAAUAAGCUGAUUAUUAAAUUUACAAAUUUUACUCGCUUUGAAAUUAUUGGUAAUUGCUUGCAAUUAGUUCAAAUAAUGCAAAUAAAAAAUAUGAGAAAAUAGUGAUCAGAUUGACCUUUUUGGAAUCUAUGUAAUUGUUUCAGAACGAGUUGUUUGAUAUGAUGCAAACUCGAAAUAAAUAGUCAUUGAAUAAUAAAAAAUAAAAAAUUAUGUAAUUUUUGAAUGCACCUAAUAAAAAAUAUUUAAUUUUAUGUUUAUGUUAUGUUUUGUUUGUAUUACUAUCUUUAUUUGAAUUUUAUAGUUUGUUUAUUUUUGCAACACUAAACACCUGUUCAAAUAAAUAGGGUAACUAUUUUGUUAGCAUUUCUAAUAAUAUGACAUGAUGGUCGCUGAGUAAGUCGAUGGCUAGCUACAUUUUCAAACAUCGAUAGUACUAUUGAUAGUUUUGUCAACACUAGUUAAGGAUAGAUAUUAUAUCAAUCCAAAUCAUAUUAUAAUAUUAUUCACACGUGUCGAUUUACGAGGUCACAAUAAAAAGCCCUGUAAUCGAGCACUUUUUAAGUGGACGUCCCUUGUGAGCACACAAACUUUUUAAAACGGUCCAAAGGUGAAAAGUGAAAGACGAAAUAGAACGCUUGGCUUUUUUACAUCAAUCCACUUUCAACCAACUUGUAUACGUAUGAAUCAGAUUAUAUGUAUUUUUCAGGACUUCUUGGUAAAAAUUUAAUGUAAUCUGAUACCAAAAUGCUGUGGUUAUUAUCGUAUUAAGACAUUGUGGAGUUUGUAAAAGCCAAAUUUUUCCAUCACUCAAAAAGUGCUCGUCAGAAUUAAACUUAAGCAAGUUAAUUUUACAGAUGCUUAUAUAUAGAUUAUUCAUAUAUACGGGGUGUCACUGAAAUAACUGGAGAUUUAAAUUUGAUUCAAUUUUAGAGAGUAAAAUUGCCGCUUAUCAAAAAAAAAAAAAAUGUUUUAAAAUGUAUAUAUUCUCAUAUCUAGAAUUGUUUUUCAGAAUAUUAGCAAUAUAUGUAUGUAGUUCAUACAUUAAAUUAAGAAAACUACAGCAUUUGGGAAUAGGACGAUUGCCUAUGAAUGUUAUUGUUCUUAGUCGAAAUUUUGAUGAGUAAUAAAAUACAUAAAAAACAUAAAGCAUUUAAAUUUGGCUUUCAAGCCUUCAGCCUUCUCUUACUUUAGAUAUUAACACAAUGUAAACCUUGUAAAUAUUGCAACCUUAUGCUGCAGUACCAUUCUUAAAUUCACAAUGAACUGGCCUCUUAGAACUGCAAAUAUUUUAGUAUUAUUUUUUGUAUGUUUAAUUAUGACAGCUGCAUCUUUUGAUGUCGAUAUUAUCAUUACAAUUUUAUUUUGAAUGCAAUUGCUGAUCGAAUUAAGAAAAACCGUAUUUAUUUUAAUUUAUUAUGUAAGUAUUAAGUUUUGAGGAUUGAAGUCUCCAAAUAUUUAAAAAUUGAAUGAAAAAUUAUGAAAAACAAAAUUUAUGUGGCACCCCUAAUAUAUACAUACAUACAUACAUAUAAAUGCGAUAAAAUGAUUUACGUCGAUAAGCGACUAGUUGUCAUCUAAGUAAAAAUGUCGUAAGAUACACCGAAUUUAAACUUAUAUAAAGCAAGUAAGAAAUCCAUAGUCGAGUGCGCUAGACUGUUAAAUACCCGCUAUCCAUUUUCAAUAAACGCAAAAUAUUGCGAAAGCGGCAUUAUCUUUGAAAUAUACCAAAUUAAACCAAAAUAAAACAAAAAAUAUUGAAAUACAUCAAAAGUGGUCUAUGUGGUCUAACGGCCUACCUAUACAUUAACAAAAUACUAUGUUUUAGUGAUCAAAAUCUGUCAGAUUGAUCGUCGCGACAACUUAUUGGUGGGAUUAAAAAUCGAAACAGCCGUUUAGACUAUGUAUGUACAAUGUCAUCUUUCACGGGCAUACAAAUAUGUAUAAUUUAAUAAUUUUCAAUACUUUGCAAAAUAACUUAUAUCAGUUUAUUAUUACUAGUUUUGGUUCUAGCAAUUAAGAAAUGUUACUCUUAAUUGAAUCUACAAACUCCUAAAAAUUAAGCGAAUAUUUGAAAGUUCAAAAUGGACGAAAUGGUAUAUUCUUUCAAUGUCCGUGGGUGGAAGUUGACUUACAAAAUUUAAUGUAAAAAUAAUUGUUUAAAAAAUUGAAACGCAGAUAUACUUUAUGAUGUCGAAGAUUCGUUUUUUGGCAUGUUGUCUACAUUUUCUUGUGGAUAAUUUUAUAAUACCUCUUUGUUCUGUGGGUAGCGGGUAUAAAAAUAAUCUAAAGUAAAUAAAUAAGCUUAAUAGUCAAACGAUUGUAUGGAUAUAUGAUUAUUAUGAACAAGUGUGGUAUAAACGUAUGAAGGAGAAUCUAGUCAUUCACUGUGCGUUUCUGCCGGUUCCUAAUUAGGGGAACACGAAUUAUUUCCAAAAACGUCCGUUUUGGCAGUCCUAGAACGUCAUAAAUAAACACAAAAUAGCUGUCGAUACUUUCGAUAUUCGAGAGCACAUCAGCAUUUCUUUUAAACUAAAUUUAUCAUAUCCAUAGAUAAGAUGGGAAUGGAUGAAAUGAUACCUCAGCUUAAAUUUUCUUUAAACGGAUGUGACCAUUAUUUCCAUUAUUUUGCAGUGUCAAAUUUAUGAUGGAUUAUUAACUUUUGUAGGUCCGUUAAAAAUAAUAGCACUAGACAAAACUACAAAUUAUUUUAUCUUUAUAAUAGACCAUUUUUUUUAAAAGAACUAAUCUAAUCGAAAGCAAACUUAUUUACAUACAUUUGGUUUUAAUGUAAUACAUUGGGUUUUGUAACUAAAUAAUUAUUCAAAAUAUUAUGAUCUCAAGCUUUUAUAUAAUUAUAAAAACUACAGCACUAAUUAGUAUAAUACGAAGAGUUAAUUCAACAAUUAACAUAUGUAAAUAUUUAAGAGAAAUUAAUAACAGUUAAGAUAAGAACAUUAUAAUAAAAGACAAUUUUGAAAAGAAUAAUAAAAACCUCAAUUCUGUUUGUAUUUCGCAAACUUGAAUAUUUCAAUACCUUGAAUGAAAAUUAAAGCCUAUUUCAUAUGGUUUUAAAAUUCUAAAGUCCAAAUUAUUGUACAUAACCGCUUUAGUUAAACAUUGUUGAUAUAUAAUAUACAUAUAUGAAUAUGAAUAAUUGUAAUUAGUUUAUAUUUUGUAUGAGCAACUUAUUUUAUAAACAUAUAUUUAAAAAUUGAACAGCAGACAUAAAAUGUAAACCGUUAGCUGCUAAAUAUAAGUAAUAUAAGUAAAAAUAUUGAUAAAGUAUGAAAUGUUAAAAGCGAUUAUGUUAUGAGGGCUAUAAAAAAUGUUACAACAUACUGUACACGACUAUAAACGGUAAUUCAGUAAUAAUAUUUCCAUUUGUGUUUUAUUCGAAUGCAAUUCAUUCAUUCUAAGCGGUUCGUUUGAAAUAUUGAAAUCUUGACACAAACAACUAAUCAAAUUUAUGAAAACAUGAUUACUUGACUUUCAUGUAUUUUAUAAAGAGUACAAAACUCAGUGACGCUAAGUUAUCUAUUCAGUCGUUCCGGCCUUCAUGCCCAGUGUUAAAAUAAUACACAAAUAUAGACUUAACAAAACGCAAGCUUGUAUUACAGCUUAUUAUACUAAACAUACGUAUAUUUAUAUCAAAUACGAAUAAAUAAAUCGAAAUCACCACUGCAAGAUGUUUACAAAAUAAAUACAAAGGCAAAAUAAAAAAAUAUUGUAAGAAAAUAGAAAUGAAAUAAAUAUUAUUGAUUAAAUAUAAAUAAAUAAUUCAAGCAAUUUAUA
Molecule: messenger RNA, 8588 nt
Organism: Drosophila sulfurigaster albostrigata
Lineage: Eukaryota; Metazoa; Arthropoda; Insecta; Diptera; Drosophilidae
Gene: nolo
Product: protein madd-4
Biological process (GO): extracellular matrix organization
Cellular component (GO): extracellular matrix
Molecular function (GO): metalloendopeptidase activity
Source: RefSeq, a predicted model, not a curated record